Messenger RNA from Gongylonema pulchrum, 150 nucleotides. The record is from the annotation of a GenBank genome assembly. Lineage: Eukaryota; Metazoa; Nematoda; Chromadorea; Rhabditida; Gongylonematidae.
GUGUGUCUGAGUGAUUUUGAAACCGGUGAAGAUGUUCGAGCACUGCGCUGUGCUCAUGUCUUUCAUAUAGCUUGCAUCGAUCGCUGGUUGCUGUACAACAAGAAGUGCCCUGUUUGUCGUGUAGAUUUGGACAAACCCGGUCAUGAAUAG